AUGGCGGACCCUUACCCCUUCAAGGACAUGGUCAUCGCGGUGACGGGCGCCAGCCGCGGCACGGGUCUUGCCCUGGCUCGUUACCUCCUCAUCCGCGGCGCCAAGGUGUCCAUGUGCGCCACCACAGCGGAGAACCUCGCCAAGGCGCUGGAAGGCAUCGAGAAGGACAUUCCCGAUGUCAAGGGCAGAGUCAUGACCAAGGUCGUCGACAUCCAGGAGCAUGACAUGGUCAAGGUCUGGAUCGAUGAGACUGUCGAAAAGUUUGGCAAGCUGGACGGGGCGGCAAAUGUUGCUGCCCGUGAGCAACGAGAGAUCUUUCCCAUUACGGACCUACCCAAGGAGUACUUCAAGGAAAUCCUCGUAACCAAUGUCUUUGGCACCUUCCUUUGCAUGAAGGAGGAGAUGCGCAACAUGAAGGACGGCGGCAGCAUCGUCAACGUCGGCAGCAUCACGAGCAACUACGCCUCGGCGGGCGUCUCAGCCUACGUCUCCAGCAAGCAUGCUCUUCUAGGCAUAACCAAGGUGGCCGCAUUCGAGGGUGCGAAUAGAGGCAUCCGCGUGAACGCCCUGUGUCCGGGCUGCAUCGACACGGACAUGAUGCACAAGCCGUUCAACAGCCCUAGCGGGCAAUUCUGGCUUACCGCGGAGGACCAGCCGUGCCUGACUAGACGUCUGGCCGAACCCUGGGAGGUUGCGGCGUCGAUCGCAUUUCUACUCGGGCCGGAGGGGAGGUUCGUCAAUAAAGCCACAUGGUACGUUGAUGGCGGGUGGACCGAGGGAAGCUUCAGCAAGCAGUAG
Colletotrichum siamense is the source of this 798-nucleotide messenger RNA. It is a transcript of the gene lvr-2, whose product is annotated as Levodione reductase. Lineage: Eukaryota; Fungi; Ascomycota; Sordariomycetes; Glomerellales; Glomerellaceae. The transcript is spliced from 3 exons. The coding region runs from base 1 to 798 and encodes 265 amino acids. Gene Ontology annotation, molecular function: oxidoreductase activity. The record is from RefSeq and is a predicted model, not a curated record.